AUGCGUUGGAAAGGACGUAGAGAAAGUGAUAAUGUCGAAGAUCGCCGUGGCGGUGGUGGCGUAAAAGCGGGUGGAAUUAGUAUCCUGGGCUUAAUCGUUGCUUUUGUUGCAUGGAAAUUUUUUGGUGUUGAUCCACAGCAAGCCUAUCAGGCGACCAAACAGGUGACUUCGGCUGGGGCAAGCCAAAAUUCUGCACCCACCAAUUUAACUCCUGAACAGCAGGAAACGGCAUCUUUUGUUAAAACUGUUUUGGCAGAUACCGAAGAUACUUGGAAGCCAAUUUUCCAGCAACAAGGGGUACAGUACGUUUCACCUAAGCUGGUGAUGUUCAGUGGUGUGGAACGAUCAGGCUGUGGUACUGCUGAAUCUGCAAUGGGGCCAUUUUAUUGCCCAGCAGAUCAAAAAGUGUAUAUCGAUACCCAAUUCUUUAAAGAUAUGCGCCAACAGAUGGGCAUCUCUGGGGAAAAAAAUCAAUCUGAGCUUUCAGCUAAAGAUGAAGCGGGUGAUUUUGCACAAGCUUAUGUGAUUGCGCAUGAAGUUGGGCAUCAUGUACAGAAUUUAUUGGGAAUAUCGUCUCAGGUUCAACAAGCACGCCAGCGUGCCAGUGAAACUCAGGGCAAUCAACUUUCAGUACGUUUAGAAUUACAAGCGGACUGUUUAGCUGGGGUUUGGGCCAAUCGUACACAACAACGCACGCAGUUUUUAGAACAGGGUGAUAUUGAAGAGGCGAUGGAUGCUGCUGAAAAAAUUGGUGAUGACUACUUGCAGAAAAAAGCACGUGGUUAUGCGGUACCAGACAGCUUUACGCAUGGCACCAGUCAGCAACGUAUGCAAUGGUUUAACAUCGGUAUGAACUCUGGUGAUAUCAAUGCGUUUUAUUGGAAGCCGAUCAGUAUCUUGGCAACGAUUGCUUUACUGCUCUGUGCUGUGCGACAGAUCCGAUUGGGAUCAAAGGUGUCCUCAGUUCAGUACGUGCGCCCCAUCAUCUGA
Oppiella nova is the source of this 990-nucleotide messenger RNA. NCBI's taxonomy places the organism in Eukaryota, Metazoa, Arthropoda, Arachnida, Sarcoptiformes, Oppiidae. The record is from the annotation of a GenBank genome assembly.